Molecule: messenger RNA, 14621 nt
Organism: Rhineura floridana
Lineage: Eukaryota; Metazoa; Chordata; Lepidosauria; Squamata; Rhineuridae
Gene: NAV2
Product: neuron navigator 2
Exons: 38
Coding region: 907-8319 (2470 amino acids)
Biological process (GO): nervous system development; neurogenesis
Molecular function (GO): protein binding; ATP binding; ATP hydrolysis activity
Source: RefSeq, a predicted model, not a curated record
CCUUCUUUGGUGUAGUCCACAGCAGGCUGCCUUUACUCACACACAUCCGCUCUUUCGCACAUAGCUCAGCCUCUGUUAGCUAUUCAGCUCGGAAACCUGUUUCACUGCUGAUGUUUAAAAAUGAGGUGGAAGCUGCUUUUCCUCCAGCUUUGACAGUGAAAUUCUCCUUCUAGGCUUUCAUGAGCAGCAACACUGUGAGAUUGUUUUGCCACCAGCAAUCUUGUGAUUUAAAUGUCAUCCAUGGACAUUUCUCCCUCUGCUCCAGCAUCGCGGGUCCUUUUCACAGAUAUUAAGAUUAAAGAGCUUGGAUUCUCUAAGGCUCGUAUCCAAGGGCAUCGGCUGUUAACAUACUGAACUACAUCUGCUUCUUGGCUAAGACUGAAGAAAGACAUCUUAAGCCUGGAAAUCCUGCCUGCGCUUGUUCUCUAGCACACUCACACACGCGCACACACACACACAGAGGCAGCACAAGAAGCAUAUGCUGCAGCAGGUUUUUUUUUUUAAAUCCAAAAGGCUGCUUCACUUUCCCAGUUCCAGUGACAAGAUAAUGAAAUAAGAACCUACCGUCUCCAAGAAAGGAAAUUACAGGAAUCAGCUACUGAAAAGGAAUCAGCAAGUUAAACAGCAGCAGAGGACGAAGAACAUUGGGUGAAAAUUAAGAUAAACAGCAACAACAAAAAAUCAAAGGAAACAGGUGGAACACUGUGACACGCUUCUAAGAGCUAAUUCAGGCUUUAAAGUGGGGGGAAAGCCCCCUUAAUUUUUUUCUCUGAUUGUUUGUGUGUGCAAUCCAGCAUCACCAGAGUGCAAAAUCUGCCUCUAACCUCUUUCCCUGGCUGCUGCUUGUUGCUAGCCCUGUUGCUGUUAACUGACAGAAACGUGUUAACAAAGCAGAAAGAGGGAAAAAUGCCAGCCAUCCUGGUAGCCUCCAAAAUGAAAUCUGGACUACCUAAACCUGUCCACAGUGCUACUCCUAUUGUUCAUGUUCCAGCAGCAAGGACCAUCCCGCAACCUUGUUACCUGAAGUUUGGGAGCAAGGUGGAGGUGAGCAAGUCAUUCUAUUCCAGCCAGAUCCCUCUCAAAUCAAAUAAUGGUCAUGAGAAUGCAGGAGAUGGCUUGCCUCCCAAGAAGAGUAGCUCCAUAGAAAAUGGUUUUGAUACACAGAUUUAUACAGACUGGGCCAAUCACUAUCUAGCAAAAUCUGGCCAUAAGCGUUUGAUAAAGGAUCUGCAACAAGAUGUGACCGAUGGAGUUUUACUGGCUGAAAUCAUCCAGGUGGUAGCAAAUGAGAAAAUUGAAGACAUCAAUGGUUGUCCAAAGAAUAGAUCUCAAAUGAUUGAAAAUAUAGACGCAUGCCUGAGUUUUUUGGCUGCCAAAGGAAUAAACAUACAGGGACUGUCUGCGGAAGAAAUCAGGAAUGGGAAUUUAAAGGCCAUCUUAGGCCUUUUCUUCAGUCUAUCACGAUACAAGCAGCAGCAACAGCAGCCCCCCAAACAGUAUUCACAGCACCACCCAUCCCAGCAACCUCCCACAUCACCCCAGCAACUAGGGUCUCCAUCCCAGUGCCAAGCUGGGCUGCAAGAACAGCAUCUGCAACAACAAGAACAGCAGCAGCAACCACAACAAUCUGUGCCAGUUUCACCCCAGACUCAGUGCCAACAACCUCAGCAAGCACAACAUCUUCAGUUAAAAGCACAACCAGAAAUGCAGUCCAGUGCGUCACCCAGGGACUCAUCUCAAAGCAAAAUCAUCCGAUUCACUCUUGGUCAGAAAAAGACUUCUAGGCUGCCAGGUCGUACUAGAGUUCCAGCUGCAGGCAGCGAAGCAAAAACUCGUGGUUCCAUUAAUGCCAACAACCGGCGCAGCCAGAGCUUUAACAACUAUGACAAAUCCAAACCUACAAGCCCACCAUCCAUUCUGUCAAAUAGCAAUGAGAAAGAGCCAGCAGACAAUUUAGCUUCCCAACCCACAGGAAUGAAUGAAAAUGCACCAUCUUCAACCCAAAGCAGCAGUAGCAACAAUGUUGCCAGUUGCAAUAACUCCUCAGCCAUCCCCCAGCCCAACUCCACUGUUAAACCCUGGCGCAGCAAGUCACUUAGUGCCAAGCACACAGCCACGUCUUCCAUAUUAUCAGUAAAGCAGCAGGUUCAGGAGUCUCCAAAAACCCCUCCAGAUAUGGUCAAACCAACUCCCAAUGGUCAGAAAUCCAUGCUUGAAAAGCUGAAGCUUUUUAAUACAAAAGGUGGCUCCAAACCAGGAGGGUCAUCUCUUGAAUGUCCAGGGUCUCGGGACACUAGUUGUGAAAGACUAGAGGCCCUCCCUAGCUUUGAGGAGAAUGAAGAGAUAGAUGCUGCAAAUCGGAAUGCAAACAACCCAGGACCAACAUCAAAUAGUCCUAAAAUUGCACUCAAGGGAAUUGCACAAAGAACAUUUAGUCGGGCACUGACCAAUAAGAAGAGUUCCCCAAAGGGCAAUGAGAAAGAAAAAGAGAAGCAGAAAGAUAAAGAAAAGGAAAAAAACAAAGACAUAGCAAAGAGAACAUCUGUCACUGAGAAAGCAGACGUAAAAGAGGAGCUGAAAGAAGAACAGAUCCCACCAGCUACAACAGAGAUGCCAAAAAAAUCCUCCAAGAUCGCAAGCUUUAUCCCUAAAGGAGGAAAGCUAAACAGUGCCAAGAAGGAGGCAUCUGCCCCUUUGCACAGUGGAAUACCAAAACCAGGGAUGAAAACCACAACAGGGAAAUCCUCAAGUGCCCCAAGUUGUUCUGCAAAAGAAGGCGAGAGAAGCCGCAGUGGGAAGCCUGCCUCAGGCCCCUCUCAUCAGAAGCCCCAGCUGGAUGGUAGGAAUUCGAGUUCCACAUCAAGUUUGGCCUCCUCUGAAGGGAGAGGCAUUGGAGGGGUGUCUGUCCUGAGUACUAGUAGCAGUGCCCAGGCUGUCAAUGGGCCAACAAAUAGUACCACACAGACCACAGGAAGCCAUAUUGUGAGUGUUCAGCUACCUCAUCCACAACAGCAAUACAGCCAUCCGAAUACUGCCACAGUAGCACCAUUCAUGUACAGGUCCCAGACAGACAAUGAAGGGAAUGUAACGGCUGAGCCUAGCACUGGAGGGGUGAGCACAAGCAUGGAUUCUGCUCCUCACACUAAAACAGGACAGCCUAUUCUAGAAGAUCUUUCUGGGGAAGAUCCAGAAGCUCGCCGAUUGCGAACUGUCAAGAAUAUAGCUGAUCUUCGACAAAACUUGGAGGAGACCAUGUCAAGCUUACGAGGAACCCAGGUUUCUCACAGCACGUUGGAGACCACCUUUGAUACCAAUGUUACCACUGAAAUAAGCGGACGCAGUAUUCUUAGUUUGACGGGAAGGCCAACACCCUUAUCAUGGAGACUUGGGCAGUCUAGUCCCCGUCUUCAAGCAGGUGAUGCUCCAUCAGUGGGCAAUGGAUAUCCUCCAAGAGCUAAUGUCAGCCGGUUCAUCAAUGCAGAAUCAGGACGUUACAUGUAUUCAGCUCCUUUGAGAAGACAGCUAGCAUCACGGGGCAGUAAUGUUUGUCAUGUGGAUAUCUCAGACAAAGGAGGUGAUGAAAUAGAUCUUGAAGGAAUCAGCAUGGAUGCUACGGGUUAUAUGAGUGAUGGAGAUGUUCUGGGGAAAAACAUAAGGACUGAUGACAUUACAAGUGGGUACAUGACUGAUGGUGGAUUGGGCCUUUACACUCGAAGGCUAAAUAGACUUCCAGAUGGGAUGGCUGCUGUACGGGAAACUCUGCAACGCAACACCUCACUGGGCCUGGGUGAUGCUGACAGCUGGGAUGACAGCAGUUCUGUUAGCAGUGGGAUCAGUGACACCAUAGAUAACCUCAGUACUGAUGACAUUAACACAAGCUCCUCUAUCAGCUCCUAUGCCAACACGCCUGCAUCCUCUCGUAAGAAUAUAGAUUCUCAGACCGAUGCUGAAAAGCAUUCCCAAGUAGAGCGGAAUUCCUUGUGGUCUGGUGAUGAAAUCAAGAAAUCAGAUGGUGGCUCAGACAGUGGUGUAAAGAUGGAGCCUGGGUCUAAAUGGAGAAGGAAUCCCUCUGAUGUCUCUGACGAAUCUGAUAAAAGCACUUCUGCGAGGAAGAACACAGUCAUUUCACAGACAGGUUCCUGGAGAUGGGGCAUGUCAGCUCAGGUUGGCAUUACCACACCAAGGACAAAAACAGCAGCCACCUCAGGAACGUUGAAGACACCUGGAACAGGAAAAACUGAUGAUGCCAAGGUAUCGGAAAAGGGUAGAAUUUCUCCCAAAUCUGGACACAUUAAACGUUCCCCAUCAGAUGCAGGACGUAGCAGUGGUGAUGAAUCGAAGAAAACUUCAGCAAAUAACUCCAGAGUGGCUGCUGCUAAUACAAAUUCAUUUGGAUUUAAAAAACAGAGUGGAUCAGCUGUAGGCAUGACCAUGAUAACAGCUAGUGGAGCAACUAUCACUAGUAGAUCUGCUACUCUGGGCAAAAUCCCCAAAUCAUCUGGACUCAUGGGUAGGUCUACUGGUCGGAAGACUAGUGUUGAUGGCUCACAGAAUCAGGACGAUGGUUACUUAACCAUUAGUACCCGAACCAAUCUUCAGUACCGGAGUUUACCCAGGCCCAGCAAAUCCAGCAGCAGAAGCGGAGCCGGCAAUAGAUCUAGCACCAGUAGCAUAGAUUCCAACAUAAGUAGCAAGUCAGCAGGCCUGCCUGUUCCUAAAAUGAGAGAGCCAACCAAAGUUGCCCUUGGGAGCUCUUUGCCAGGCUUAGUCAACCAGACAGAUAAAGAGAAAGGGAUCUCAUCUGACAACGAAAGUGUAGUGUCUAGUAAUUCUGUUAAAAUGAGCCUAGUAUCUCAGCCAGCUUCCAGUGCAUCCCAGAACACUCACCAGCAAGGAGUCAAGUACCCAGAUGUAGCCUCCCCCACUUUGCGCAGACUUUUUGGUGGAAAGCCAAGUAAGCAAGCUCCCAUCACAACAGCAGAAAGCAUGAAAAAUUCGGUGGUCAUCUCCAACCCACAUGCAACCAUGAACCAACAGGGGAAUCUGGAUUCUCCUUCUGGCAGUGGGAUGCUGAGCAGUGGUGGUAGUAGUCCCCUUUAUAGCAAAAAUGCAGACAUGAACCAGUCUCCAUUAGCGUCUAGUCCCAGUUCAGCUCAUUCGGCUCCUUCCAACAGCUUAACUUGGGGUACUAAUGCCAGUAGUUCUUCUGCUGUUAGCAAGGAUGGAAUUGGAUACCAGUCUGUCAGCAGCCUGCACACCAGUUGCGAAUCCAUUGAUAUUUCAUUCAGCAGUGGAGGUGGAAUAAGCCACAAUUCUUCCAGUGGCUUGAUUGCAGCUUCUAAAGAUGACUCUUUGACUCCCUUCGUUAGAACCAACAGUGUAAAGACCACAUUAUCAGAGAGCCCUCUCUCUUCCCCUGCUGCUAGCCCCAAAUUCUGCAGAAAUACUUUACCCAGGAGGCAGGACAGCGACCCACAUCUUGAUAGGAACACUUUGCCUAAGAAAGGACUCAGGUAUACUCCAUCAUCACAACUUCGCAAUCAAGAAGAAGCGAAAGAAUGGCUGCGUUCUCACUCUGCAGGAGGACUUCAGGAUACAGUUGUCAAUUCUCCAUUUUCCUCUGGUUCCAGCAUCACAUCACCUUCUGGGACUAGAUUUAACUUCUCCCAACUUGCAAGCCCCACCACAGCAGCCCAGAUGAGCUUGUCAAAUCCAACCAUGUUACGGACGCACAGUCUUUCUAAUGCGGACAGCCCUUACGAUCCUUACAGUGACACCCGGUUCCGGAACAGCUCAAUGUCACUGGAUGAAAAGAGCAGGACAAUGAGCCGUUCUGGGUCAUUCCGGGAUGGCUUUGAAGAGGUGCAUGGGUCCUCUCUCUCUUUGGUUUCAAGUACAUCAUCUAUUUAUUCAACGCCUGAAGAAAAAUGUCAGUCAGAGAUUCGGAAAUUAAGGAGGGAGUUGGAUGCAUCUCAGGAGAAAGUAUCAGCUCUGACGACACAGCUGACAGCCAAUGCACACCUUGUGGCAGCAUUUGAACAGAGCCUGGGAAACAUGACCAUUAGACUACAAAGCCUUACCAUGACUGCAGAACAGAAGGAUUCAGAACUGAAUGAGUUAAGAAAAACGAUCGAACUACUGAAAAAACAAAACGCUGCUGCUCAAGCUGCCAUUAACGGUGUAAUUAACACACCUGAGCUUGUCUGCAAAGGAAGUGGAACUGCGCAAACCACUGACUUGCGGAUCCGAAGGCAACACUCCUCAGAUAGUGUCUCUAGCAUUAACAGUGCAACUAGCCAUUCCAGUGUGGGAAGCAACAUAGAAUGUGACUCUAAGAAAAAGAAGAGAAAAAAUUGGUUACGUAGUUCCUUCAAACAAGCAUUUGGUAAAAAGAAGUCUCCCAAGUCAGCAUCUUCUCAUUCAGAUAUUGAGGAGAUGACAGAUUGCUCCCUGCCUUCAUCUCCAAAACUGCAUCACAAUGGCUCAGUUGUCUCAACACCAUUACUGAGAACAUCACAUUCCAAUUCACUGAUUUCAGAAUGCAUUGAUAGUGAAGCUGAAACAGUCAUGCAGUUGCGAAAUGAGCUGAGAGACAAAGAGAUGAAGCUGACUGAUAUCCGUUUGGAGGCCCUAAGUUCCGCCCAUCAACUUGACCAGCUUCGGGAAGCUAUGAACAGAAUGCAGAGUGAGAUUGAGAAACUAAAAGCUGAAAAUGACCGGCUGAAGUCUGAAAAUCAAGGUAGCUGCAGCAGGACCCAGUCUCAGGUUUCCAUUUCAUCCUCUCCAAGGCAGUCAAUGGGUCUCUCCCAGCACAGCCUGAACCUCACCGAGUCAACUAGUCUCGAUAUGCUGCUGGAUGAUCCCAGUGAUGGUUCUUCUCGAAAAGAAGGUGGCAGGCAUGUUAAAAUAGUUGUCAAUUUUCAGGAUGAAAUGAAAUGGAAAGAAGAUUCUAGGCCUCGCCUCUUCCUCAUUGGCUGUAUAGGAGUCAGUGGAAAGACCAAAUGGGAUGUUCUGGAUGGUGUUGUUAGAAGGCUGUUUAAGGAAUACAUCAUUCAUGUUGAUCCUGUGAGUCAGCUAGGGUUGAAUUCAGACAGCGUCCUGGGAUACAGCAUUGGGGAAAUCAUUCGCACAAAUAGCAUGGAGACACCUGAGCUGCUGCCCUGUGGCUAUCUGGUUGGUGAAAACAAUAUCAUCUCAGUGACUAUCAAAGGUAUUGUGGAGAAUAGUUUGGACUGUCUGGUGUUUGAGUCUCUGAUCCCAAAGCCUAUACUGCAGCGUUAUGUGUCACUCUUGAUGGAACACAGGCGAAUCAUCUUAUCUGGUCCGAGUGGCACAGGAAAGACUUACCUAGCCAAUCGUCUGUCAGAGUAUAUGGUACUUAGAGAGGGCAGGGAGUUGGCUGAUGGUGCUAUUGCAACAUUUAAUGUGGAUCACAAGUCCAGUAAGGAACUCCGCCAAUACCUUUCCAAUCUUGCUGACCAGUGCAAUAGUGAAAAUAAUGCUGUGGAGAUGCCUCUUGUGAUCAUCCUAGACAACUUGCACCAUGUUAGCUCUCUGGGAGAGAUCUUUAAUGGGCUGUUGAACUGCAAGUACCACAAAUGUCCCUACAUCAUUGGAACUAUGAACCAGGCAACUUCCUCUACACCUAACCUUCAGCUCCACCAUAACUUCAGAUGGGUGCUGUGUGCCAACCACACUGAGCCAGUCAAGGGCUUUCUCGGCCGUUUCUUGAGAAGAAAACUAAUUGAAACAGAAAUUGGUGGCCGGAUGAGAAAUGCAGAACUGAUUAAAAUCAUAGACUGGAUUCCAAAAGUCUGGCAACAUCUCAACAAGUUCUUGGAGGCUCAUAGUUCUUCAGAUGUUACUAUUGGUCCACGACUCUUCCUCUCUUGCCCCAUAGAUGUGGAUGGUUCUAGAGUUUGGUUCACUGACCUGUGGAAUUACUCCAUCGUUCCCUAUCUUCUUGAGGCUGUCAGAGAAGGGCUACAGCUGUAUGGAAGAAGAGCACCAUGGGAGGACCCUGCUAAAUGGGUAAUGGACACUUACCCAUGGGCAGCCACACCCCAACAUCACGAAUGGCCUCCUUUGCUGCAACUGCGGCCAGAAGAUGUUGGAUUUGAUGGAUAUUCCAUGCCACGGGAAGGUUCAACCAGCAAGCAAGUUCCACCCAGUGAUGCUGAAGGAGAUCCUCUGAUGAACAUGCUGAUGAGGUUGCAAGAGGCAGCUAACUAUUCGAGCCCCCAGAGUUAUGACAGUGAUUCCAACAGCAAUAGCCAUCACGAUGACAUUCUUGACUCAUCUCUGGAGUCAACAUUAUGAUGCAUAACUAGCAGCAACAAUUACAAUUGAUUGCCAUGGUUUAUCUCCUGACUUGCUUAGAAAAUGUAAUCACCAACCCAUGAGGAUAACUGGUCGUUGGUCCAGCUGGAAUCUCAGUAUUAGAGCUGCAAGAACAAUACAGACUUAUUCCACCCCUUCUCCUCCCCCCCCCAAUUUUUUUCAGUCUCAAAUAUGGGUGCAGGCAACCCAGUUGAUGUUUUUGUACUGUGUUUUAUUUUCCUUAAUAAUAAGAACUGCACUACUUUGUUUUUUGUUCUUUUGACAUUGCUGUGAGCUCACAUGCCUAAGACACUGAAUACAUGUUUCCAUAAAAACAAUAAUAUUAGUCAUAGUAAUUUGUGGGGGUAAGAAGAGAAGAAAACAACUGCUCACCUACAAAGCUAUGAAACAAGAGCUUUGUGCCAUGUACUGUCCAGAAAGGAAGGAAAGGGAGUGGAUCUUGGCUAUGCUGCUUCUGACCAAACUCAUUCAGUAAUCACUCAACUUGCAUGUCAUCUUUCAACCUAACCUCAUCUACAGAUAGUUCUGGUGCUAUAAAAUAUUUGCUUGCCUUGAUGAUAAUGUUCCAUAAAAGGCAAAGAGCUGAAAAAUGGAAAAUGUGUGCACACACACAAAAUGAAGGCUGUUCUCCUGUUUGAGACCUGGCUUUUUAUAUUUCUGUAUUUCAUGCAGACAAGAGGCUUAAUCCACCGAACGCAGAUGUUUCACAUCAUCUGUUAACUUCCACUGAAGUUUUGUGCCACAAUAGCAUGUUGUGGACUGUGAUCAUUUUGGCCAGGUUUCAAAAAAUGGAUAGUAACAUAUAAGAAAAAUCAAACACAUAGCCAGAGUUUUACUUCCACUUUUUGCUUCAGUAGUUGUCACUGUUGAAAAGACAAGCAUUUUUUAAAGCUACGUAGCAGCUUUUCUCUUCAGCAAUGGGACCUGCAUCAGGAAAAAGUGAAAGCCGAACUCCAGUUUCUUUUGGUCAUCUGCUCAUACCUUAAAUGUGAAAACAUACGCUUAAUCCCUUCAGUUUUUUGUAACAUUGUUCUUUAGCCAAUCAUUUAACAAACUUUUGAGGAGGCAGUUGUUUAUCCCUUGCACUGGCCAAGUACAAUUUUUUAAGGCUUCAUCCUCAUGCCAUAGAGCAAACUUUGUGAACUCCCUCAUGUUCAAAAGCAGCAUGUCAUGGGUUAAGAAAAAUCUGAAGCCCGUUUGGGCUCAUCAAACUAGUUUCAUAGGGUAUCCAAUGUUAGUCAUACACAGAAUAGACCCAUUCAACUCAAUGGUCUUAAAUAACUUAGGUCUACUGAUUUCCAUGGGUCUGCUCUAUGACUUAGUUGGAUAUCACCCAUAGUUCUUUGUGUCCUGGCCAGUGCCUCUUGAAAUGAGAAAUAGACUUACCUGCCCAUUUAGACUUUUCCUCCAUACAUAAGUUAAAUGCAUGAGAUAAGUGGAACUGCACGUGCUGUCUCUGCCACACUAUUGGCUCUGCCCACCUGACAUCCGCACGUUCAGCAGGAUGUCUGAAAGGGGGCAUGUAAACCCAGACACCCCUUAUUAGACUUUUGGCUGAAUAUACAGACAUCAGAGGCAGGGCAACAUCAAGGGUAAGGCUAGAGGGCGUGGGCAUUUAGCCCACACGUGGAGGAAAUGCCUUAACAAAUAUUGAGAUACUUACUUAAUUCUCUUUCCCUUUGCUUCUCUAACACCAAUUACCACCCCUAGGGAUAGGCAUAUUUGUCCGUUGAGAUAAAGUCUAUUUGCCUAAAACAGCAUGUAAACAUUUUUUUAAAGAAGGAUCAUUUUUUUCCUCAGCCAGUGGAAGCCUGGUACCUGUGUAAAAUAGAAGUGAGACUGAAUGUGCUUACUGAACAUCAGUGAAUUUCUCCCAGUAAACGUAGACUUUUCUUUUUAUAUUGGCAUUUUUUUGUUAGCUUUUCUAUUUUUAAAAAUUACGGUGGCUUUUAAAAUCUGUGUUCAUUAAUACCAUGCUGAAUCCAUUCAGGCUGUGUGAAAACAAUUAAGAAUUGUCCAUUUUAUUUUAUUUUUAAAUCAUUUUUACUAAGCCAGGUCUUGAGUAAAAGAGAACUGUGUCUAUAAAGAUGUUGUUGUUGUUUGAAGCGUCAUGUUUUUGAAGCGAUACGGUUCUCCAAUUCUCCUUUUCUUCCUUGCCUCCAAACGCACAAAGUUUAAAAUAAAAAAAAGCUUGAUGCUUCUGCUGGGAACAAGGAACACCUCACAAAGAAUUGCACUCUGGUUUGUGUUGUUGUUGUUUAAAAUAGACAGCAGCAACCAAUCAACUGUCUUCAGGCUGUACCUCAGCUAGAGCCUCAACACACACACACACACACACACACACCCCUUUUCAGCUAUCUUGGGUGCUGAUUUUUUAAAGUGAUGCCUUACCUACUUUCUACUAAUUGUGUUUGAAUUCCAUUAGUGCUGCAUAUGAUGGGAUUGUUUUAUUAUUUAAACAAAACAGGGCUAUAGAAGUCAUCUCUUGGAGUACCAUUAUGUGAGUUGCUGUGAAUAUUGUUUGUAAUAAGAUACUGAGAUUUCUUUUGUUUUUUACAUGUGAAAAUAACUAAAAGAGUGAAAUGACAGAGUGGGAGAGGGCUUUUCAGAAUGUCCAUAUCAGCUUUCAGCUAAUAAUUCAUUGCACAGAUGUUUAUCGAAUGGAAGCAAAAACAAGUCUUUUCUAUGAUUCUGUAUGGUAUCACCUAACCUAAAAGAAUGAGCUGGAACCUUUUUUGUUUUAAAUAUGCAGGCAAAAUAUUUGCCACAAUUUUAACAAGAAAGUGAAUCUUUGUAGGGUUAACAUGAUUCAACAGACACAAGAGCCUUCUUCAGACAUAAACAGCUUCUAAGCAUGUAGGACAGCCUUCACUAAGCUGGUGCCCUGCAGAUGUUUUGGAGUACAACUCCCACCAGCCCAAGCUAGCACAGAGUGAGCUGAUGGGAGUUGUACUCCAAAACAUCUGGAGGACAAAGGCUGGUGUAGGAGGUCUUGCUCCACUCCAACUUGGAUGUGUUGAGCAGCAAACUAUAUAGGGGGCUUGUAAAUGAGUUCACCUGAACAUGCUUACGAGCCCAUCUGCAAUCAGGAAUCCCAAUUGUGGGGAGGUGAACCCAUUUGCAAGCCCCCUUCAAACCUUAAUACUCAAUUGUGCCAGGGCAGGGGGGGGCACAGCCAGUAUGCAUGUUUUUGCACCUCCUACAUGCUUGGUAAAGCCUGAAGAGGAUUAAGGUCACACUACCGUGUCUCAUGAGCGGGUAGUUUUUAUUAUUAUUAUACCUCAUGACUCUAUCCUUUCAGUGACAUGAGUGAAUUUAAUCUGUUGUCUUUUGAGCUUUUGGGGAAUUUGCUCCGGUUUCAUUUUUCUAGAACUGAUGACUUUUUGAAAUGACACAACAAUUUGCAAAAGACAAUUUCAGAUAACCCAAAUGGAUUUUAGCUGUUGAAUUAGAAAGGGACAAUUGAGUGUUUCUUCUUCACAAAAUAGAAGGUUACUUAGCUAACCUUAAUUCUAAUCUGGUUACUGAAAAUGGGCCACAGGUGAUCCACAGUCCUAAGAAGAUCAAUCUUAAGAUGGUGGGGAGAGCUAGUUUUUCAGCACCCUACUGCUUCUUCCUAACACUGAUUGUGGGAUACAGAUUUGAAAGGUCUCCCAGGUCAAAAAUUCCCUUUAUGUGGAAAUCUUAGUCAUGGGAAAAUGUUGUCUUUCCAGCCAAGAGGGAGCAUUCAUAUAUGAGACCCAUGUACAAUUUGAACGGCAUAGUCCCGAAAGAAUUGAACUGCAUACUUUUUCUAAAUGUUUGAACAGAUUCUUAACACCCAAUAUUGAACACAAUCUGAUCUUCUUUCAGCAUAACACUUUAUUUCAUAGGAAUAUAUUUGUGUUGUACUCCAUUGAAAUAAUUUUGAGGGGAAAUAAGUUUUGGAGGAAAACUUUGCACUGGAAAAUGCCAGCUACAUUGACCUCGUUGGAACUGUUUCCUACAUGACAUGUUUUUAAACACUUUCUUUUAUACCCCAUGGGUGUUGUGGCGUGGGACUCUCUUCCAUAGCUCCGGAGCCUUGCAGAUCACCUGAACUUGUACCCUGUUUAAUGUGGUUGAUGGCAACCACACACCAGCUUGGAAUCUAGAGCUUGUCUAAGUACUUCAUACUGGCAAGUUGUAUUGUAUAUGCGAGGCCUGUCCCUAAGUAUGGAAUUUAGGAAACAAGUGUUCCUCCGCUGCACACUGAUAUGGUGUGGGCUGGGUGGUGUGGGCUGGAGUGUCCCUGCAUGGUAAGAUCUACAUGGAAUUGUGUAGCAGGAAGUGGUUCCCAGCUGCCAUGCUUUUUGCAUGCAACAUUUUCUAGCUUUGCUGAAAACAGGCGGUUGCACAGUUGAUUGUGUUGACUGUCUGUCUGCAGUGCUUGUAGAAGGGUUGCCCUUUCUUUGCUUUGUAUCUGCUAAAAACACAGGGACCCUGUUUAACGUAAACUACCUGUUAGUGGUGCAGACAAGGAGGGGCUUUGUUCCAUGGAAAUUGUGGAAUAGGCAUCUUUACGUGUGUGCAUCUAGGCUCAUAAUGUAUAGAAACACUCAAGGAUUCUGUUCACCCUAACUAAUAUGGUAACUGUUCUGAGAAUAAUGUAUUGUGUAUAAAUCUGGCUAAACAAUUUUUAUUACAAUUGUGUCCCAAUGGCUAAAUUAUACUGUUUGAUUUUUCAUGUAUCUGUUUGGAAAUAUUUAGAGUUUGUUCAUUUGUAUUUUCCAGUCAAGCAGUCUCCACUGCAAAGUGAAUUCUGUGAAGAUACAAUGUGUGAACGACAACACAUUGACAAUUUGAAUUCUUAAUGAAUGUCUCUAGAAACGUUUAAAAGAAAAUGAUAAAGUUUGUCUUGAUACAGUGAUUUUCUUGCAGGUGUGUGCUCUCUGGUGCAGGUUUUUGGGGGAAUGAUGAAAUGUUCAUCAUUUUAGAGGAAAGGACAACUCUGCAUGUGCAAACUUAAAAUAAAUAAGAAAAGAAAGCAUGUAUGGUACUGAUCUCUCCAGUGAAAUGUGUGGAGAAAUUCUCUUGUGCAGAAGCCGUAGUUGUCCACAGGGCUCUGGAUUGGGAGCAUUAAGAUUGCAUAAAUAUCAAGAGACACAGGAAUUAUAUACAGGAAUAAUAUGCCUGGGAAAAGCAGUAUAUGGAUGGCCCCAUAGAUUGGGAUCUCAGCUGACUCCACAUCAGAGUCCAACGAAUCCCAUUUGGCUUGUUUUAUAAAAACACUUAUGUUUUGAUAUUCAGGGGUGUUUUUUCCUCCACGUAUCCUGAUGCCAUAAACAGGAAAGGAAUUCUGUUCUUUUUAUUGCUCUUGUUUGGGUCACAGAAAAAGAACACGGAGUAACUUUGUCCUUUUUAAUUAUCACACAGCCGUAGUGUCCUUUCUGAAACUUCGGGAAGCAGGGUUGUUUGUUAAUGCACAUUUCUUACCUAGCUCAUCUUUUUAAAAUAGAUAAAUAAAAACUCCUUCCCCUUUGAAAAUGAUGAAAUGCUUUAUCCAGAUUGCUUCCAGUUUUGCAUCUCCCUGCCUCUUACAAAAUUUGGCAUUAUUUCCUGUUGUUUUUAGUAUAAAACUCUAUGCAACAUUCAUAUUUAGUUAUAAAUUGGAAGCGUACAAAAUUUUUAUUUCGUUCAUAACUGUCAAGACUCAUACAAAUCAUAUAUUGGAUACUGUUUUGUUUUUUAUUUUUAGGGUGAUGGUACCGGAACAGGGAAGUUUUGGCUAGCCUCUCCCCCUUUUUUGGACUAUUUUGCAAAAGAAGAAGCCUACAAUGUUGCAUUGUCAAUGCUUAAAGUUUUGAUAUUCUGUGUCUUGAAACUUGUCUAAAUGUGGCAAUUCCCUUUUAAGGAAAAUGAAAGAAAAAACAAAAAAAAUGUGGAUAUUAAAUGGAAGGUUGCUGUUUUGACCUAGUUGUUUCCAGUGGAACCAUUUAUGAGAAAUGUUCUCUUUAAGAUGUACAUUUUUUCAUUGUAACAUAGAAAUGUAAAUAUUUGAUUACAAGUGCUGCAUUUUGAUGAAUUUUUUCUAGCCAUUUUUAAAGAGAAAAACUAGGAAUUGAGUAUUUUGUGUACAGUUUGAUGUCCCUAUUUAAUUUUCUGUUACCAUUUAGGAUUGGAAUUUGCAGAUGGUAUAUUUGGAAUUAUGCCUCUCUCUGGCUUGUCUUUACCUCUCCCCCCAUCCUGUGUCAUGGAGAAUAAAGCUAAUGAUUGUACCAGUCUUAAAUUAUUCAUGAUUCAAUAAAUUUGAUGAUUAUUUA